Molecule: messenger RNA, 1141 nt
Organism: Salvia splendens (bonfire salvia)
Lineage: Eukaryota; Viridiplantae; Streptophyta; Magnoliopsida; Lamiales; Lamiaceae
Product: V-type proton ATPase subunit E-like
Exons: 6
Coding region: 127-816 (229 amino acids)
Biological process (GO): proton transmembrane transport
Cellular component (GO): proton-transporting two-sector ATPase complex, catalytic domain
Molecular function (GO): proton-transporting ATPase activity, rotational mechanism
Source: RefSeq, a predicted model, not a curated record
CAGAAUCGCCUUCACUUUAAAUCCAAUCCUUUUGGCAUCCGUUCUAUCGCCGCGAUCUCUACUUCAGUAUUCUCCGCAGAGAAACGAACAAUCCGACCCAAAUUAUCAACUCAUUCGUAUCCGAAGAUGAACGACGCCGAUGUAUCGAAGCAGAUCCAGCAGAUGGUCAGCUUCAUCCGCCAAGAGGCCGAGGAGAAGGCGAACGAGAUCUCCGUCUCCGCCGAGGAAGAAUUCAAUAUCGAGAAGUUGCAGCUAGUGGAAGCCGAGAAGAAGAAGAUCAGACAAGAGUAUGAGCGCAAAGACAAACAAGUCCAAGUUCGGAAGAAAAUUGAGUACUCUAUGCAGCUGAAUGCUUCUCGGCUCAAGGUUCUUCAGGCUCAGGAUGAUUUAGUCAAUUCCAUGAAGGAGUCUGCGUCAAAGGAGCUUUUAAACAUUGGUGGUGACCAGCAAAACUAUGAGAAACUCCUCAAGGAUCUCAUUGUUCAGGGUUUGCUGAGGCUAAAAGAGCCAUCUGUGUUAUUGCGCUGUCGUGAAUCUGACUUACAGUAUGUGGAGCCCAUCUUGGACACAGCAAAGGAGGAAUAUGCCAACAAGGCAAACGUUCAUUCUCCUGAGAUCGUAGUUGACCAAGUCUACCUUCCACCUGCUCCUACUCAUCACAAUGCUCAUGACCGUUUCUGUUCUGGAGGUGUAGUUUUGGCUUCUAGAGAUGGGAAAAUUGUGUUUGAGAACUCUCUUGAUGCUAGACUGGAGGUUGUAUUCCGGAAAAAGCUACCAGAGAUACGCAAGAGCCUAUUUGGUCAGGUUGCUGCAUGAUGGUUGAAAUCGUAAUAUAUUUUCCAUCUCGUGUUUGUUUUCAUUCGAUAUCUUCUUCUGGAUAUUCUUGAUUCAAGUAUGUUGAGCGUGUGCUUCCCUUUCCGGCUUCCUCCUCCCAGAAUAUAUCUUAUUGUUUGAAAUCAUUGAAAUCUUAUUAUUCGUUCAACAAUUUAUCUGUAUUUAUAUCCAUCAUCAAUAAGGAGACCAACAUUUGUGGAAGAGAGAUAAUAAACAAGAUUGGGAGACGAUGGUCUUUCAGUGGAGUUAUGAAAUGACCAUGUUUCUUGUAUAUUUGCACGUUUGAUUAAUCAUGUGAUAUGAAUUC